GAACCGAACCGGAACCGGAACCGAACCGGAACCGGAACCGAACCGGAACCGGAACCGAACCGAACCCCCCCGUUAUACGAUGCCAUUAAAGCCUUUUUAACUAGGCCUCAAACGCAACCUUGGCUUGGAGACGUGAUUCAAGUCGGCCCGGGGCCAUGUAUCAAGGUUUCCCGGGGGAUUACGAUUCCGGUUCACGUUGUAGUUCGUCUCCAUCGGUUGAAUCUCAAUAUAUUUCAUCGGUGGAUUCGUUCGGUAGCCCGACAACGACGGCUGCCGUUCAGGAUUGCAGUCCAUUGGUUGACAUGCCCGGCUCCUUCGUCCCUACGGUGACGGCCAUAACGAGCAGCCAGGACCUUCAGUGGUUGGUUCAACCCACCCUCAUCUCUUCGGUGGCUCAAACUCAAGCCCCCCCCCCACAACAACAACAACAACCCCCCCACCAUCAUCAUCAUCAUCAUCAUCCUCAACCUGGGGGUCCUAUGGCACAACAACAACAACCUUCAUCAUCAUCAUCAUCCUCGUGCCCUGUUGAUCCUUAUGACCUUCCAGGACCCAGUUAUUCUGGUGCUGCUGGUGGGAUGGGGGGGUUUUCUACAGCCCCCCCCCCUGUGAGAGCGACGAGGGUCAGAGUGAGACGGAGCAGGGAUGAGACGCUGACCCCAGAGGAGGAGGAGAAACGUCGCGUCCGUAGAGAGAGGAACAAAUUGGCGGCAGCCAAAUGCCGGAACCGGCGGCGGGAGCUGACCGACCGACUGCAGGCGGAAACAGACCAACUCGAAGAAGAAAAAGCCGAGCUGGAAUCGGAAAUCGCCGAACUCCAGAAAGAAAAAGAACGUCUUGAAUUCGUUUUGGUUGCCCACGCUCCCGCUUGUAAGAUCCCAUAUGAGGAACCCCUUCCAUUGGGUGCCGGCCCCGUCGAGGUGAGCACCUUAAACAAGGAAGAACCAUCGGGGCCCGUCACCUUCUCCUACCAGCCGGGCACCCAAGGUCCCUUCCCCAGCUGUAUCUACGCGUCGGGGAUCCCCCAAGUCCAACCUAACCCAUCCUAUACGUCUUCGUUUGUGUUCACCUACCCAGAGGGAUCCACCUGCGGAGCCUCUCAUCAGCGGAGCAGCAGCAGCGACCAGUCCUCGGACUCCUUGAAUUCUCCCUCGCUCCUCGCGUUGUGAAUGGCUUAUCCCCCCCCCUAAACCCCAUUAUGAACCCACAACCCCCUCCCCAAGGCCCACAACCCACUUUCAUUCCCCUUAUCCCCUUCCCCUUGGCCAAAAUAAGGCUCGAUCCCAACCCAACCAGGCUUGAUAUUGGAUAGCGGGCACCUCCUUCGGAACCACAUUGGGUUGGGUUGGGUUCUUCUAUUUGGGCUGCCCAAAAUAAGGCUCGAUCCCAACCCAACCAGGCUUGAUAUUGGAUAGCAGGCACCUCCUUCGGAACCGCGUUGGUUUGGGUUCUUCUAUUUGGGGUUGGGGCGUUGG
Molecule: messenger RNA, 1475 nt
Organism: Coturnix japonica (Japanese quail)
Lineage: Eukaryota; Metazoa; Chordata; Aves; Galliformes; Phasianidae
Source: RefSeq, a predicted model, not a curated record